UCGCGUCUUAUCAGUUCCAAAAUAUUGAAAACAAACUAAUUGUUGAUCGAGAGUUCACGUUUUGUUUAUUAUAUUUAAAAAACAAUCUCUACACCAAUGUGUCGAAGACGUUCUUCUUUUUUAGUUUUUCAUUGUUAAUUCACUGAUUGCAAGUACACGUCGUAUACGCCCUGAUAUGAAAUAUUAAAUACCACCAAGAUAUAUUGUCCAGACGUCCACUACGUGACAGAUGUAUGCAAUUGAUUCUUACAAGUGUGCUGCGAAUUUAUACUGUUACACGACACAUUUCUUAUAGUAAGCUGGGACCAUGAAUACAUACCGCAGACGUGGAUUAGCCAAGGUAAUAGCUGAAAAGGCGUUACUCAGCGAGUCCUUGAGAAACUUAAACAAAGCUACCUGGUACUCAGUGGACAAAUCCCAAUUGGACAACGACGUGUUUUCGAGUUUUGUGCAGAUGAACGCGGACGCGGACACCGAACGGUUCUUGGACGAUUCGAUCGAACAGAGCGACAGGCUAUUGCCGCAAGUGUGGAAAUCGAUGGUGUCAUCCGUGCUGAACGUGUUCAUGACGAAGACUUCCAUCAACGGAUUGUUGCGGAGAGGAUCCAUGUUCGUGUUUUCCACCGACCAAAUCAGACGACUGCUGAAUAUGACAUUUUUUGACAGCGGCUCAACUCUGAUCGAUUUGGGCGCCGGUGACGGAGCCACUACCGAAAAGUACUUGCCGCUGAUCCGUGAGAUCUACACAACCGAAAAAUCGGGGCCGAUGAUCCGGAUUUUGGCUGAAAAGGGUUUCAGUAAUCCGUGUGUAUAUUAUACAUUGUUGGACGUCGACACGUGGUGGACUCGUGAAGAGAAAUUCGAUGUGGUAUCGUGUCUGAACCUGUUGGACCGUUGCAGCAAUCCGGCGAAGCUCUUGGAAGAAAUGAAAAAAGCCUUGAAACCCAACGGCAGGAUCGUAGUGGCGCUGGUGUUGCCGUACAAACCCUACGACGAAUUCAAUUCCGCGGAACCGGAACAAAAGUUGCCCAUCACUGGCGUAACGUUCGAGGAACAGGUGUGUUCGGCGGUGCACGACGUGUUUGAACCGUCUGGACUGGAAGUUCUAUGCUGGACAAGACUCCCAUACCUUUGCGAGGGUGACCUGAGCCAGGAUUACUAUUGGCUGCACGACGCCGUCUUCGUGAUGUCCUCGAAAACACCGCCGCAAGUCGUCGAGAACGCAUAGCACUCCCCAAACAAUGUACAGAGUGAUUCUCUUGUUAUCGCCAUGUUAGUAUAUAUUACCACAGAUUAUAAACAAUUUUAUAUAUCCCUGUGAUGUUACAGUUAUUUUCUCGGUGAAUUUAUGUGUUUUUGAAUACAUUUUCUUGCUUACAAUAAAAGUAACCAGCUGAAGCGAAUACAACACACAUUAUCGUGUUUGUUUUUUAUUUUCUGAAACUAUACAUAAUAAGUAUUAUAGAUACAUUUUUUAUUUAAUAUUACAAAGUUAAAUAUUUCCCUAAGAAGUUUAAAAUGAAAAAAAUAUCUCUAAUUUUGAACCUGUGUUAUUAAUCAGUGACGUUUCUAGUGUAUACUAAUAUUACACUCUGAGGAGGGAUGUAAAACUAUUUCUGUACAAAAUAUGCACAGCAUUCAUAUACAAAUGGGUAUUACCUACCUAUGUCCUAUAUACAGGGUUUUAUUUUAUAAUACAAAAUCUAAUGUUCUACGACUCUACAUGUAAAAUAAUAUCAAUUACUUCUUUUGUAUUGUGAUGUUGGUUUUGUGCACAUUUGUACAAACCUGCUUUUUUAUGGCCAGGAAAGGAUACGACCAUUCGCUUAUUGGGACGUCCUACCCACAACUGUAGUCUCAUCGCAAAUUUCACCUAUUCUGUGGUCCAAUGACUAGUCCGUUGUAUUUAUGUUUCGCACGACGCACUGUACCCAUACUACUAUAGGUACUUAAUCAAUUACCUAUAUGAUUUUAAGCUUUGAUGAACCAUGAACGGAGUAGUGAACCAAAGUUUUGUGGACUUCCUAUCCUAUGCCAUAUUGCAGUACUCAUCUGAUCUUAAAUUGAAAUGUUUUCAAGUCUUAACCAACUAACCACUAGUUGGAUAUUCUAUUUUUAUACGUUAAAACUAUCAGAAAAAUAUUCUGUUCCAGGAUUGUAAAUUUAAAAUUUACCACCAUUUAAGUUAAUAUUCAAAAGCCGACUACGAUAAAGAAAAUUUUAAAAAAUGUUGUGUUUUAAUGACUAAAUUAUGUUAGAAAAAUAUUUUCCCCAACAUAAAUUUACUGAGAAAAUGGCAGUACCUACUUAUAUUAAUAAAAAAAAUCACCCAGUACAUAAUAUAAUAUAAUAUACGAAUUCACCCGCAGCGAUCAUGUCUUCGGGUAAAAUUAAUUGAUGGAAAGGUAUAAUAAAAACUCAUUUGUGUAUGUUUA
Molecule: messenger RNA, 2435 nt
Organism: Metopolophium dirhodum (rose-grain aphid)
Lineage: Eukaryota; Metazoa; Arthropoda; Insecta; Hemiptera; Aphididae
Product: protein-L-histidine N-pros-methyltransferase
Exons: 8
Coding region: 308-1228 (306 amino acids)
Molecular function (GO): protein-L-histidine N-pros-methyltransferase activity
Source: RefSeq, a predicted model, not a curated record